Molecule: messenger RNA, 3999 nt
Organism: Megachile rotundata (alfalfa leafcutting bee)
Lineage: Eukaryota; Metazoa; Arthropoda; Insecta; Hymenoptera; Megachilidae
Gene: Opa1
Product: Opa1 mitochondrial dynamin like GTPase
Biological process (GO): mitochondrial fusion; intracellular distribution of mitochondria; peroxisome fission
Cellular component (GO): mitochondrial intermembrane space; cytoplasm; mitochondrial membrane
Molecular function (GO): microtubule binding; GTPase activity; GTP binding
Source: RefSeq, a predicted model, not a curated record
UCUUCCAAAUUUUAUUUAAGCAUAUACAUAGGUGUAACUGAUAUUGUAUAACAAGUUAUAUAAAUGAUUGAUUUCAAAUUCAAAAUGUCACCCUAGUUACAUUAUCGAGGUUGGCUGCAAUUUAUAACCAAAUACUUGUCAAUGACAUGCAGAAAGUCCCUAUCAAUUUUCGCGCAUGUGCUUUUGUAAAACAUUGCCAAUUUUUACAGUGCUUCGCAAUGACCAUUAGAUCUGGUAGAAUAGGUUUGAACAAUAUAAAAGUAUGAAUUGUUAACAAAGUCGCUGUAUUUCAUUGAGUUUUAGAACUAUUUUACAACAUUAAUUUUAUAUAUAAUAUAUACAUUACACUGAAAAAGUAUCAAUAUCGUUUUUCAAAAUCCGCUGGUGAACAGUAUACUCCAAAAUGAAGCAAGUUAUUUGUAGGAAAAUAGGAGAUAGAAUUAUACUAGUUUCAAAGACGUCCCGAUGUCCUGUACCCAUUGUCAGUAUGAGAAAUUUAACAUCAGGUAGAAUCAACAGAAUAUAUCGACCGUUAUUAGCAUCACCACACAUACGUUAUUUUGGAAAUCCCAAUCGUGCAUAUGCCAUGUUCAUUGGAAGAGUUCUAAGAGGAGCAUUAAAAGUUCGAUACCUAUUGUUGGGAAGUGCAGUUGGUGGUGGAGUAACUUUACAAAAAAAAUAUGAAGAGUUGAAAGAGUUUUUACCUGACAUGAGCUGGUUAGAUGAAAUGUUUCCUGAUUCAGAAAAAUGGAAAAAUAUUCGUACAUCUCUUAUGUCUGCUAAGGGUAUUGUAGCAGACAAAAUUGAACUUGAUCCACGCAUAAAGGAGUUUGGAGAAGCUAAGUAUAGACAAUACAGGGAAUGGUUUAAUAAGAGACUGGAUGAUGCUAUUAAGGCAGCUAAUAGUAACCAGAUUGAACCAGACAUGGAUUUUCCUUCUAAUAGUAUAUUUGAUACGAUGUCAGCAAUAGUAUACCGACUUUAUUCAGAAGCAAAAGAUCAAAUAAGAAGCAAUUCCGUAGCAUUUGCUCGGCCGUUGAUUGAUGAUAAUGCUGAAGAGGAACGUAAGAAAGCUCAAACUUCGCAAGAAAGAUUAAACGCUAUGCAAGAAGAGGUGAUGCAAAUACAAUUAAGAUAUCAGCGGGAGCUGGAAAGACUGGAGCGGGAAAAUAAAGAACUCCGAAAACAGAUGCUGUUACGUGGCAAUCAAAAAUUGAAUAAUAAAAAAAUAAAAAAAUCAUUAAUUGACAUGUAUAGCGAUGUCCUAGAUGAACUUAGCGAUUAUGAUAGCACCUAUUCUACUACUGAUCAUUUACCACGAGUAGUAGUAGUCGGUGACCAAAGUUCCGGUAAAACAUCUGUCCUAGAAAUGAUUGCGCAAGCAAGGAUAUUUCCAAGAGGUGGUGGUGAAAUGAUGACCAGAGCUCCAGUUAAAGUGACUUUAAGCGAAGGUCCUUAUCAUAUAGCUCAGUUUAAAGACAGUUCAAGAGAAUUUGAUUUGACAAAAGAGUCAGAACUAGCUGAGUUAAGACGCGAGGUAGAAUUACGUAUGAAGAAUAGUGUUAAAAAUGGGAAGACAGUUAGUCAAGACGUGAUUUCAAUGACAGUAAAAGGACCAGGUCUUCAGCGUAUGGUUCUUGUCGAUCUACCCGGUAUAAUUAGCACAGUCACAGUUGAUAUGGCAGAAGAUACCAGAGACGCGAUUCGUCAAAUGACUCAACAGUAUAUGAGCAAUCCUAACGCAAUUAUUCUUUGCAUCCAAGACGGGUCUGUGGAUGCUGAAAGAAGUAAUGUGACGGAUCUUGUUGCUCAAAUGGAUCCGUCUGGAAAACGAACCAUUUUUGUUUUAACAAAAGUGGAUUUAGCGGAGGAAAAUUUAGCAAAUCCUGAUCGUGUUCGCAAAAUAUUAUCUGGCAAAUUAUUCCCUAUGAAGGCUUUAGGCUACUUUGCUGUUGUUACUGGACGUGGCAAACAGGAGGAUAGCAUACAAGCAAUUAAAGAUUACGAGGAACAGUUCUUUCGUAAUUCGAAACUUUUUAAAGAUGGCUUAGUAAUGUCCGGACAAGUUACUACAAGAAAUUUGAGUCUCGCUGUUGCGGAAUGUUUUUGGAAAAUGGUUCGUGAGACUGUAGAACAACAAGCAGAUGCCUUCAAAGCGACUAGAUUUAACCUUGAAACGGAAUGGAAAAAUAAUUUCCCUAGACUAAGGGAAUUAGAUCGGGAUGAACUUUUCGAGAAAGCACGAGGUGAAAUAUUGGAUGAAAUUGUAAAUUUAUCUCAAGUCUCACCCAGGCACUGGGAAGAAACUUUGAUGAAUAUAAUCUGGGACAAAGUUAGUAUGUACGUGUUUGAAAGUAUUUACUUGCCUGCCGCUCAAAGUGGAAAUCCAGGUACAUUUAAUACGACUGUUGACAUAAAGCUUCGACAAUGGGCUGAACAACAAUUGCCAGCGCGAAGCGUUGAAAUUGGCUGGGAAUGUUUACAAAGGGAAUUUAAUCAUUUCAUGAAUCAAGCAAAACUCAGUCCAGAUCAUGAUGACAUUUUUGAUAAUUUAAAAAAUGCAGUAGUGGCUGAAGCCAUGAGGCGACAUUCGUGGGAAGAAAAAGCAUCUGAGAUGUUACGCGUCAUUCAACUGAAUACUUUGGAAGACAGAAGUGUAAAUGAUAAACGAGACUGGGAUCAGGCUGUGCGUUUUCUAGAAACGUCUGUUAAGGAUAAAUUACAAAGCACUGAACAAAUUUUAAAAGAAAUGUUAGGACCAGGUCGCAAAGAACGAUGGCUUUAUUGGCACAGUCAAAAUGAAGAGCAACAAAAACGCACAGCAGUAAAAAAUGAGUUGGAUAAAAUUCUUUACGCAGACAAAAAACACGCACCUACACUCACGCAAGAUGAAGUUACGACCGUUAGAAAGAACUUGCAACGGAAUGGCCUAGAAAUUGAUAAUGAAUUUAUUCGAGAAACGUGGCAUCCAGUUUAUAGGAGAUUUUUCUUGCAACAAAGUUUGGCGAGGGCGUACGACUGUAAAAAAGGAUAUUAUCUGUACCAUACUGGUCACGAGACUGAAAUGGAAUGCAACGAUGUCGUCUUGUUUUGGAGGAUUCAGCAGAUGCUGAAGGUAACAGCCAAUGCACUACGUCAACAAAUCAUGAAUCGCGAAGCCCGUAGGCUAGAUAAAGAAAUAAAGGAAGUGUUGGAAGAUUACAGCCAAGAUAAUGAAAUUAAAAAGAAGUUAUUGACUGGCCGACGAGUCACAUUGGCUGAAGAACUUAAACGUGUUAGACAAAUUCAAGAGAAACUUGAAGAAUUUAUUCAGGCACUGAACAAGGAGAAAUGAACGAAAUUAGACUGAGAAUUUAGGUAUUCAAACAAAAAGGUGCACGCUAUGUGAUACUCGGUAGCCAUGGUGGCUGAUACGUGAAUACUUAGGUAUUAUUUUUUUUCUUUUCAUUGUCGAACGACGUGGUAGGGAUGCUACUAAUUAACAGUUUUUACGGGAAAACUGUAAACAGAAAAGUUUUAUACAAAAUGCGAUUUGAUCUUUAGUGCUGAAAUUGUAACUAACAAAUGCUAUAGUCAUUGUGCAAUUUUUACCAUUCAUGAAUUGCACAUCUAGUACAGUUUUCGUGAAAUUUUUGUGUAAACAUAAAUACAAUAUUCUUAGUGAUUUAGCAUAAAUCAUACCAAAGCAAUGAAUUGAAAAAUUUACAGAAUAACGCUUACACAAUGAUAGAUUUUGAAUGAAUUGCGUGUAUGAUGAUACAUGAAAUGUAGAUAUCUCAAAUAAAAUAUGUAUUUAAUUCUUACAUAUAUGUUUAAUAUAAAUAGGUAAAUAACGUUCAUCACAUUUUGUAUAUAUAUUUAUGUAACUAAUUUCUACAUGCAGAACGAAUGAAAUGAACAUACGUUUUGUAUGAUUAGCAAUAUGAAAUAUGGAAACAGAACAUUAAUAUUCAAUAUCUGGAAAUAACUUCUGAUUAAUAAAAAUGCAAUGAAUAUGAA